AUGUUAAGCAAUAUUAUAAGAUUUAGAUUUUCAAUAAAUGAUAGAUUAAAAAGAUUUAAGCCUCCUACCAAAAUAGAAAAGCAAGUGCCUAAAUAUUAUCCAAUAUAACAUCCUAGAAAGAUAGAUUCUCAUGAUUCAAGCAUAAUUACUCAUGAUAAGCCAAUUCAUUAUGUCACACCUAGAUUUGAGGUUCCGAUUGAAGUUUAUCGUGAUCCUAAUACAGAAUUAGCAGAAUUUGAGUAACCCCUCAACCCUAAAUCCUUAGAUGUUGCACUUUUAGGUCCUCCUAAUGCGGGAAAAUCUAGCUUAAUGAAUUAUAUAGUAAAAUCUUAAAUUAGUGCAGUUUCAAAUAAGGCAAAUACAACAUACGAAAGCAUAUUAGGUGUACAUACUAAUCUGGAAAAGCAAACUCAAAUUUUAUUCUAUGAUACUCCUGGUAUCACUAAAUAAUAUAAAUACUCAAAAGCAUAUGUUACUAGAGCUUGGGAUAUUUUAAAUGAUGUAAACAAAGCUAUUUUUAUGAUAGACGGAGUCAAAACCUUGGAUGAUAAGAUAAGAGAGGCUCUUAAAAGAUUAAACAGUUUGAAAUAUAAUGAAAAAGCUAAUAAAAAAAUAGAUUAAAUUACAUAAUUAAAUUAAGAUGAUCCUGUUUAUAAGGAAAAGCUGAAACACAUAUUAAGUACUGAUCAUAAUAAAGCAGAUAUCACUGAUGAGUCAUAUGGUUCUUCUUCUUUUCCUAAAGUUUUAGUUGUCAAUAAAAUGGAUUUAUGUACAAAUAAAAAAAAGUUAAAUUGGAUAGUUUCAGAAAUUGAGGAUCUUUCUAAGUUUGACCAUAAAUUUUUUAUUUCAUGCGAAACUGGAUAUGGAAUCCCAUAAUUAUUAGAAUAUUUAGAAUCAGAAGCUAUUCCUUCAUAAUGGAAAAGACAUCCUAAAAUAAAAACAGAUCUUUCAAAAGUAGAUAUUAUAGAGUAGAUUGUAAAAUCUGCUAUUUUUAGUAGAUAUUUCGAAGAAGUACCUUAUCAAACAGGUAUAUCUCUAAAAGAAUUCAGUUAGAGAAAUGAUGGACUAAUUAAAUUACAUUUUGAGUUAGACGUUUAAACUGAGCAUUAAAAAAAAAUAUUAACAGGUUAUAAAGGAAGAAAUGUUUUAGAGUUGAUAAGUUAAACAAAAAUUGAAUUGAUAAAACUUUUUUAAAGGGAUUUUGACAUUACUAUCAAAAUCAAAGUAAGAAAAAGUAGUUUGGAGGAAGAGAACUUCAAAGUAGAAGAAAUUACAUCUGAUAAUUAUGGAGAACGAGUAACAGAAAAAUUACUGCUACAGCAUAAAGAAGGAAGAAAAUAAAUAAUUGAAUAAUUAGAACAUUUUCUAACUUACCCUCUUUUAAAAUGA
Tetrahymena thermophila SB210 is the source of this 1389-nucleotide messenger RNA. RefSeq names its product small GTP-binding domain protein. The transcript is spliced from 3 exons. Lineage: Eukaryota; Ciliophora; Oligohymenophorea; Hymenostomatida; Tetrahymenidae. Gene Ontology annotation, molecular function: GTP binding; ribosomal small subunit binding; rRNA binding. Gene Ontology annotation, biological process: ribosomal small subunit assembly. The record is from RefSeq and is a predicted model, not a curated record.